AUGUAUUUAAAAGAGAUUAUUUUGGAUGGGUUCAAAUCCUAUGCGCAUAGGAUGGUUUUAUCCGGAUUAGAUCCACACUUCAACUCAAUUAGUGGACCAAACGGCAGUGGCAAGUCGGCCAUACUGGACGCCAUAUGCUUCGUGCUGGGCAUGACGCAUCUGCAGUCGCUGCGGGUCAAUGGGCUUCACGAGCUUAUCUAUAAGAACGGGCAGGCCGGUGUCCAGCGUGCGUCUGUGACGCUGGUAUUCGACAACACCGACGCGUCGUCGUCCCCGGUCGGCUACGAGGACUCUCCCGAGAUAACCGUGACCCGUCAAGUGGCGCUCGGUGGACGCAGCAAGUACCUCGUCAACGGGCACGUGGCGCAACCUGCGAAGGUUCAAAACCUGUUUCACUCGGUACAAUUGAAUGUGAACAAUCCGCACUUUUUGAUCAUGCAGGGGCGCAUCACCAAAGUCAUUCAGAUGAAGCCACUCGAGCUGUUGAGUAUGCUCGAAGAGGCUGCCGGUACCAGUAUGUACGAGGCCAAGAAGACAGCUGCGCUUCGGACUAUCGAGAAAAAACAGCGCAAGGUCGAGGAAAUUAAUACGCUUUUGGCUGAGGAGAUAACCCCGUCUCUGGUAAAGCUCCGGGAUGAACGAGAGCGUUUUCUGCACUGGUCGGCGAACAAUGCAGAGAUAGAGCGUCUGCGUCGUAUUGUCGCCCUACAAGCAUACGCUCAAGCGCGAGAGCAUGUCAAGCAACUCGAGCAGGACAGAGCCCAGCUGGUCGCACAGAUUGAGAAGCACGAAGCGGAACAAGCGCAGAACCACGAGGCAAUCAAUGCGCUGCGUGCGGAAAGCCACGGAGCGAAACGUAGUCAGCACGACCGAGAGGCCCGACAGCUCCAGCAGCAAGAAAAGGAGCUCGCCGCUCUUGAUCGGGAACUGGUGAAGGAGCGAGCUCGUCGCGAUCACCUCCGUGCGUCACUGACUAGGGAACAAGCGCAGCAAACCGAGAUGAUCGAGGCUCAGGAGCAUCUCACCAAGACGCUUGAGCAACUCACCGCUCGUAUCGAAACAUUUGAGCCGCAAGUUGAAAAGCGCCGCCUUGAGGCCCGCGCAGCCAACGACAAGUGGCAAACGCUCUCUGAAGCCUCCGCAUUUCGUUCGCGUACCGAACUCAUCACUUCGACGCGGCAACAGUUGGCGCUCGCUCGUACAGAAGAGGAAACUACGAAAAUUGCUCUUGCGGGAGCGAAGAGCGAACUCGAGAAACAUGCAAAGCGAGCCACUGCUGUGCGAGCGCUCGAGUCCGAACUCGCCAAAGCGGAAAAGGCGGUUUCUUCCGUUAAGCUCCAGCUGCAUGAGCUGGACUACGACCAGCAUGGCGCAGAGAAACUCCGCAAACUCCGUCAGAGCGAGGAGCAAGCCGUGCAUAGCCUUCGCGAUCAGCUGGAUCGUCUCUCCGCUCGGUUGGCUGCUAUUGACUUUACCUACCAGAACCCGGAGCCGGCCUUCGAAAGCAGCCGCGUCAAAGGCGUCGUUGCCCGACUAGUGCAACUGGUGCAUCCAGAAUAUGCGGUAGCCAUUGAAAUAACUGCAGGUUCCAAGCUGUUCUACGUCAUUGUGGACAACGAGCAGACUGGCAAGCUUCUGCUUGAGCGCGGCCAGCUCACUCGUCGAGUCACCAUGAUUCCCUUGAACCGGAUCGACGAUAAGGUGCUGGAGCCAGAACGCGUUGCAGCCGCUCGUCAGGCCGGAGGCAACCUGGCCCUGUCGCUUGUCCGUUUUGAUGAAGCACUCGAGCCUGCCAUGCGCUAUGUAUUCGGACGAACGCUAGUUUGCGACCGGCUGGAUCAGGCCAAACAGAUGGCGUUCUCGGAGCAGAUUCGGUGUCGGACGGUGACGAAAGACGGCGACCUCGUGGACCCCCAGGGUACCAUGACCGGAGGCUCCCAGAGCGCAGUCGCUUCGCUUCUGAUCCAGCUCGCAGAGCUUGAGCGUUUGCGUGCAGAGCUGCAGAUACGAGAGCGUGCACUGGCGAGGACCGAGGAGGAUCUUCAAAACCUGGAGCAAAAAGCGGAUCAGCAUGCACGUCUGAGCACGGAGCUCGCCAUGAAGCAGCAAGCGGUGGAGGCCAUUAGGGAGCGCAUGCUUGCGGAGCCCUUGAUCCGGUACAAGAAUGAAGUUGCGAGUUUAGAGGCACAGCUUCGAGAACAGGGAGCGCGAAGAGUUGCAGCUGAGCGACGACUCGCUGAACUCGAUUCCGGUGCCGAUGUCGGCGCCCAGGACCUCGCCGAGGCCAAGGCAUCUGCCGAGCAACUGCAGCGUCUCUGGCAAGACGAACAGGCCCAGCUUGCGCGCCUCCACCAGCAGCUCGAAUCCUCCAGAGAAGAACUUGACGAUGUGCAGAAGCGUCUAGCACAGUGCAACGAAACCAUUGCUCAACUGGAACGUGACCUCACCGAGCAAAGCAAUCGUCUGGAAAAGGAGCUCGAGCCUGCUUAUUAUUCACAGCAGGAGGCGCUCCGGCAACGCCGAGAGGCGCUCUCGGCGCAAGCACAAGAGCAUGCAGUGCGGCAAGAGCGCCUAAGUGCGCUAGCUAGUCAGGACGAGGCGCUUUCGCUGGAAAUCAAACGUCUCCGGCUGCAGCUAGCUGAUCUCGACGAGACGCUCGCGAAUGCUCGUCAACAGGCCGUCGCGCUCGAGGCCGAGCAUCCAAACCUGUCGUGCACUGCGGGUGACGUGUCCGUGGUGGACGCGGAGGAGAUCCGGCGGGCCCGUCAACAACUCGCCCGGUUGACUGCAGAGAAUCAGAGUCUCGGGAAACGGAUCAACCGGCGAGCACUGAGUCUCUUUGAAAAGUCUGAGCAAGAAUAUCAGGACCUCAUGAAUAAGAAACGCAUCAUCGAGAAUGAUAAGCAAAAAAUCUACGCGGCUAUUCGCAGCCUCGAUGAGAAGAAACGUCUGGCGCUCGAGGCCACCUGGCAACGAGUGAACCGCGAUCUCAGUGCAAUCUUCUCUACCUUGCUCCCCGGAGCCGAUGCUCGUCUAGAUCGCGUACCGGAAAGCCAGUCGAUGCUCGAUGGCCUCGUGCUCAAGGUCGCGAUGGGCAAUACCUGGAAGGAUUCCCUCACAGAGCUGAGCGGUGGCCAGCGUUCCCUCGUUGCUCUCAGUCUCGUGUUGGCUAUGCUCAAGUUCAAGCCCGCGCCUAUGUACAUUCUCGAUGAGAUCGAUGCGGCGCUCGACCUCAGCCAUACGCAAAAUGUAGGCCAGGUCAUUCGUCAAUCCUUCCGCGACAGCCAGUUCAUCAUCGUGAGCCUGAAACCAGCGCUCUUCGAGCACGCGAACGUCGUCUUUCGAACCAAGCUCGUGCAAGGCUCGUCGACGGUGACGCGCACCGUCAGCGCCUCGCGCGUUUCGACGACGACGACGACGUCAUCAUCAUCGUCUUCCGGACAGUCCGAGUUGCACGCGGGUCCAGCAGCUGCGGCGAUGGACGAGGCCGUAGCCGCGACCACCACCACCACCACCGCCUCUGCCUAG
Messenger RNA from Cyanidioschyzon merolae strain 10D, 3528 nucleotides. Its product is annotated as chromosome assembly complex Condensin, core subunit E. Gene Ontology annotation, cellular component: chromosome. Gene Ontology annotation, biological process: chromosome organization. The transcript has a single exon. The record is from RefSeq and is a predicted model, not a curated record. The coding region runs from base 1 to 3528 and encodes 1175 amino acids. NCBI's taxonomy places the organism in Eukaryota, Rhodophyta, Bangiophyceae, Cyanidiales, Cyanidiaceae. Gene Ontology annotation, molecular function: ATP hydrolysis activity; ATP binding; protein binding.